AUGAACGACUUAGACAGACAACUGGCAGAGUUAGCCCUCAUGAACAAAACAGAAUUGAAGCCCAGCCCUUCAACUGGUACUCUUGGGAAGAAAGUGGGGCCUGCAGUACCCCCAAAGCCCAAAAAGACCCAACCACAGAUACCACAGUCCUAUCCCUUGAAACAGACUGUAGAACCAAGUUAUGCUUCCCGUUUGCAAACUAAUCAGUUUUACUCUAAUGUUCCUUCACCUAGUGCUCAAUCACACUAUUCCAACACUCCAACAUUGCCAAUGAAUGCUAAGUAUCAUCCACAGCAACCAUUAGAAAAUAAUUAUGUCAAUUUGGGCAUUGAUUGUGAUCAAAGUAGCCAGUAUUCCAAUUUGCCUAGAAGUGUGUCGGCCAUGAGUAAUGUUUCCAAUUUAUCCAGGCAAGAUAUAGUUGCCAGAUUAGCAAUUACAUUUUCCGGGAAUGAGCAGGUUCCUAGUGAAUAUACCCCUAAGCAGUGCUCAUCACCAAGGCAAAAUAUGGUACCAAAGGGGUAUGUCAAGCCAGACCAUGUGACAUAUAGCAAUAUUCAGGUGGGACAACAUAGGAAUCAAGAUGGGUUAAUCUACAGUAAUUUGAUGCACCCCCCAAGAGAGGAUGUUAACGUUUACGGCAAUAGGCAGCCAAAUAACAGUGCAUAUGCCAAUGGGGAUGAUUUACCUCCUCCUCCUCCCCCGCUUGAUAUGACUUCUGGUCUGGCAGAUUAUGCCCCCUGUACUGUCAACACUAAUCUGCCUCCUCCUCCAGAAGAUCUGUUGCCUCCCCCUUCCCCUGUUAGUUCCAGUUACAGUGAAUUGAGGAGGGCAACCCAACCAGGGCAAGAUUUUCAUGGAUACAGUAUGGGAUCCCAGUGCGAGGACUGCGAUUCAUUGUAUGCAUUUGGGGGAAUGUCACAGUCCUCGUCCACCUACGAGUCCAUCUACGAGCCGAUCAAUCCUCGCCCGCCCAGCCAGCUGUCCGCCCGCUCGAACUACUCGCUGUACGCGGGCAGCACGCUGACCGGCCCCAGCCAAUCGGCGAGUCGCAUAGGCAUGGGCGGCACCCCGACCGCGGGCAGCCAAUCGACCGGUCGCGUAGGUAUGGGCGGCACAAUGACCGCGGGCAGCCAAUCGACCGGCCGCGUAGGCAUGGGCGGCACGAUGGCCGCGGGCAGCCAAUCGGUGGGCCGUCUGGGGGACGACAAGGAGAGGGAGGUGGACAGUCUGACGGACAUGUUGGUGCGGGGGAUGGACGGGGGUGCGGGCGGGGCGGGGGAGGGGGACCAGGAGGACGUGUACGGGGUGUGCGUCAAGUGCGGGGAGAAGAUCAUUGGAGAAAAUAGUGGUUGCACGGCAAUGGACCAGCUUUAUCAUACGAAAUGCUUCACCUGUCAUCACUGUGCCAUCAAUUUACAAGGAAAGCCGUUUUAUGCACUUGAUGGAAAUCCUUACUGUGAAGAAGAUUACUUGAAUACGCUGGAAAAGUGUUGCGUUUGCCAGAACCCGAUUCUGGACAGGAUUUUGAGAGCCACCGGCAAACCCUAUCAUCCUAAGUGUUUCUGUUGCGUAGUAUGCGGUAAAAGUCUAGACGGUAUACCGUUUACUGUCGAUGCCACGAACAGGGUGCAUUGUAUCGAAGAUUUCCACAAGAUUUUUGCACCUAGAUGUUGGGUUUGUAAACAACCUAUAAUGCCUGAACCUGGCGAGGAAGAAACUGUAAGGGUGGUGGCACUGGACCAUAGCUUCCACAUUCAGUGUUACAAGUGUGAGGAUUGUGGUUUGGUGCUCUCUUCUGAAGCCGAAGGCCGUGGCUGUUAUCCUCUUGACGGUCACGUGCUCUGCAAAAGCUGCAACGCUAAAAGAGUUCAAGCUCUGACGAGUCACAUGACCACGGAGCUGUGA
Messenger RNA from Phaedon cochleariae (mustard beetle), 1905 nucleotides. Lineage: Eukaryota; Metazoa; Arthropoda; Insecta; Coleoptera; Chrysomelidae. The record is from the annotation of a GenBank genome assembly.